CUUGAUACUUUCCCAUUUCCAGAUGAAAAAUACUCUUUCACGCUUCCUCCCCUAUACCGCAGUAUUUAAACAGAAUCGCUGUUCUGCUUGCAUUGCUCUACAACAUUCAGUGUGGGGGGGGGAAAAAGAAUAGUUAUCUCUGACUUGUCUCUGUGUUUGACAGUCUAGUUUGGCUUUAUUAACUUGCUAUUACUUAAUUCUUAAAAUGUUUAUUAGCAUCUUGCUCAACUUGUGAUUUCAGCAGUGUUAGUCAUCGGUUUGAAUUCUCAGGACAGGCAAACAGGUGUAUCUGGUAGGAUGAGCAGAAGUGGAAAAGCUUGCUCCUAAAUAUAGCAGGGAGAACUUUGGUAAUAUCUGUGUGAUGAUCCAUACAGCAGUUGACAAACACCUUCAGGCUUUUUUCUCCUGAGGUAAAACCCAACAAAGCUCCCAAGUCAAACUGUGCCUCCAAAGCCUAAUUAGCCUGGGUUAUGGCAGUCUUUGUAGUUUCUGGUCACAUUAACUGUAUCAGCUUGUAGACAUCACAGCCAGCCCAGCGAGCCUCUGGCUAGAGUGAGAUUAUAUAGUGUAGGUUCUUAUGAUAGCAGGUUUCCAGACUCAACCCCACAGGUCUCUUCUGUGCACAUGGGUGUGGGCUGUCAGAGGCCUGUCUUCAGCUCCUCUGCUGCCAGAGUGUUGCUGUUCGGGCUGAAACUUUUCACAGCAGCUAUCUGCUCCAGGGGAAACGGGAGGAGAAGGAGGAAUGAAGCAAAAAGAAAAGAAUGUUGGCUCAGGAUCGGAUCAACUGUGUGUCCAUGCAUAAAGCUACUUGGGAAGGGCGUAGAAAAAGCAGUGGAACUCUUAGAAUGUUUCAUUUGUACUUAGCAGCCCCUCUACAACCACAGAUUGUCUGGUGUGUGCAAGGUGUAGCUUCUGAAACCUCCGAUACUUCGUCUGAAUUUGACCCUGACCUGGUCUUGAAGUGUGUUGAGUCUUCAGUCUGUUUAUUGCGCAUCUUCAUGUUGAACAUGAGCCUUGUUAUGAUCAGUGAGAAUGUAAAGCUGGCCCGUGAAUAUGCCUUACUGGGAAAUUACGACUCUGCAAUGGUCUACUACCAGGGAGUUCUUGACCAAAUGAAUAAGUAUCUCUACUCUGUCAGAGAUACCUAUCUGCAACAAAAAUGGCAACAGGUUUGGCAGGAGAUAAGUGUGGAAGCUAAGCAUGUGAAAGAUAUAAUGAAAACACUAGAGAGUUUUAAACUAGACAGUACUCCAUUGAAAGCUUCACAACAAGAAUUACCAGCUCAUGAGGCAGAAGUCUGGUCUUUGCCAGUACCUGCUGAACGUAGGCCUUCGCCAGGACCCAGAAAACGUCAGUCUGUUCCGUGCAGUGAUUGCAGAGGUCAGAAUAAUCGUGUGAGUGCAGCAGUCAGAGGCCCUCACCGUCCUUCCUCUCGAAAUCCCAAUGAUAAAGGAAAGGCCGUCCGCAGCCGGGAAAAAAAGGAUCAGCAAAAUAAAGGAAAAGAGGAGAAGAACAAAUCUGCAUCAGAGAUUUCAGAGGCUGAGCCAAAGAAAUUUGAUAGUACUGGAUAUGAUAAAGAUUUAGUGGAAGCUUUGGAAAGAGAUAUAAUUUCUCAGAAUCCCAACAUUCGAUGGGAUGACAUUGCUGAUUUAGUAGAAGCCAAAAAGCUGCUUAAGGAAGCUGUAGUUUUACCCAUGUGGAUGCCGGAGUUUUUUAAGGGAAUUAGAAGACCAUGGAAGGGUGUGCUGAUGGUUGGUCCUCCUGGUACUGGAAAGACCCUCCUGGCAAAAGCUGUAGCGACUGAAUGCAAGACUACUUUUUUCAAUGUUUCUUCUUCCACACUUACCUCAAAAUACAGAGGAGAGUCUGAGAAACUUGUUCGUCUGUUGUUUGAAAUGGCUCGAUUUUAUGCCCCAACAACUAUAUUUAUUGAUGAGAUAGACUCUAUCUGUAGUCGCAGGGGAACUUCAGAGGAGCAUGAAGCUAGCCGACGUGUGAAGGCAGAGCUGCUAGUUCAAAUGGAUGGUGUUGGAGGGGCCACUGAAAAUGAUGAUCCUUCCAAGAUGGUCAUGGUACUUGCUGCUACUAAUUUCCCUUGGGAUAUUGAUGAAGCCCUAAGACGGAGACUAGAAAAGAGAAUUUACAUUCCUUUACCAUCAGCAAAAGGUAGAGAGGAACUCCUAAGAAUAAAUCUACAAGAGCUGGAACUGGCCGAUGAUGUUGACCUUGCAAAUAUAGCUGAGAAAAUGGAGGGUUAUUCAGGUGCAGACAUUACCAACGUAUGCAGAGAUGCAUCCCUGAUGGCUAUGAGAAGGCGCAUUGAAGGCUUGACACCAGAAGAAAUCAGAAAUCUUUCCCGAGAUGAUAUGCACAUGCCAACAACUAUGGAAGACUUUGAAAUAGCUUUGAAGAAAGUUUCUAAAUCUGUAUCUGCUGCGGACAUUGAGAAAUACGAGAAAUGGAUAGUUGAAUUUGGAUCAUGCUGAGUUGUCUUAUCUCGAAGAAGCCACCUUACGUCUUAAAACAGCUUUAGAAGUAAUACAUAGUGUGUCGGUGCACUGCCUGCUCUUUUUAACUUUUGUAAUUUAAGAGCAACAGAUGUCUAAAUAAAUUUUUUUUUAAAAUGCAAA
Molecule: messenger RNA, 2630 nt
Organism: Strigops habroptila (Kakapo)
Lineage: Eukaryota; Metazoa; Chordata; Aves; Psittaciformes; Psittacidae
Gene: KATNA1
Product: katanin catalytic subunit A1
Biological process (GO): microtubule severing
Cellular component (GO): microtubule cytoskeleton
Molecular function (GO): microtubule binding; microtubule severing ATPase activity; ATP hydrolysis activity
Source: RefSeq, a predicted model, not a curated record